UGUAGUUACGAUCAAAAUUUCAAUAGACCAAUUUGUUUUGGCUGAAAUGGACAAUUUAGCUCAUCUGCACCAUGGCACAUCUUACUGUCCAACCAAGGCUUAUAUGAGUCCCCAGCUCUGGGUAUGCACCUCUCUUUUGUAGGUAGAAAUUAAAGAUCUAUAUGGCACUGAGUCAAUCGAAGCUUGUAGGUGAGGAGUCCAAUACAUAAAACUUGGGAUUUUUUUUUUCAUUCUGUCUUUACCUAGUUGAAUGUACAUAGUUGAUAUCUCACCUAAAAUAAAAACUUAAAUUUGUUGGUCAGGACUCAAGAAUGUAUCAGUCCAAUAAUUAUUCUAGCUGUUCUAGAUUUUAUUUUGUUACAGCAGUCCUCGUGAACUUCAUUUUAGAUUUUUUUUUUUUUUUUUUAGUCUGUUGCUACUCAACGGAGUCUUAUGAUACUUUGGCUAUGCUGCAGGAGCAUCUUCCAAAAAGAAAUCAUUCUUCAACAACCCAUGGAAGAUUGCUGUAGGAAUUAUAGCUAGUAUGCUUAGCAUGGGGACGAUUAUAAUUAUCCUCUCAAUGGUUGGCAUGGGACAAUUGUGGAAGAAGAAAACAGAAGAUGAUCAAAGAAUGGAGGCCUUUAUUAGAAAUUGUGGAUCGCAUGCUCCACGAAGAUAUACUUUUUCUGAUGUUAGAAAUAUUACAAAAUCAUUCAGUGAAAAACUUGGUCAAGGAGGCUAUGGUAAUGUGUACAAAGGAAAACUGCCCGAUAGUCGUCUUGUGGCAGUGAAGAUCUUGAAAGAAUCUAAGGGCAAUGGAGAGGAGUUCAUCAAUGAGGUGGCUAGCAUGAGUAGAACAUCCCAUGUAAAUAUAGUAAGCCUCCUGGGUUUUUGCUGUGAGAAGAAUAAAAGAGCUUUAAUCUAUGAAUUCAUGUGCAACGGAUCUUUGGAUAAGUUUAUACGUGAUACAGAAUCUUCGACUACAAAUUGCAAUUUAGAGUGGAAAACACUUUACCAAAUUGCAAUCGGCAUUGCUAGAGGACUAGAAUACUUGCACAGAGGUUGUAACAUAAGGAUUGUGCAUUUUGAUAUAAAACCUCACAACAUUCUUUUAGAUGAAGAUUUUUGUCCAAAAAUUUCUGAUUUUGGGCUUGCUAAACAAUCCAACCAGAAAGACAGUAUUAUAUCAAUGUUAAACACAAGAGGAACUAUAGGAUACAUUGCACCAGAAAUGUUCUGUAGAAGCUUUGGAGGAGUAUCUCACAAGUCCGAUGUCUACAGUUAUGGAAUGAUGAUUUUAGAAAUAGUUGGAGCAAAAAAGAAUAUUGGUGCCAGGGUAUCACAAAUGAGUGAAAUAUAUUUUCCAGAUUCAAUUUAUAACCUUCUUGAACCGGAUAACGAUUUUGAUCUUCCAAGCGUUGUCACUGAAGAGGAAAAAGAGAUAGCAAAAAGGAUGAUAUUGGUGAGCUUGUGGUGCAUUCAAACCAAUCCAUCUCAUAGACCUGCAAUUACCAAAGUUGUGGAGAUGUUGGAAGGUAGGCCACAGAACUUACAAAUUCCACCAAAACCUUGUUGGUCUUCUCCGCCAAGAUCCCCCAAACUUUCUUCAGUGGCAUCCUCAUCAACACAACUUGCUUCCAAAUGUGAAAUGCUUUAAAAUUUGAGAGAUAAUUGUAACAAAAUAAAUAUU
This is a messenger RNA of Mangifera indica (mango), 1669 nucleotides long. Its product is annotated as PR5-like receptor kinase. The record is from RefSeq and is a predicted model, not a curated record. The transcript is spliced from 2 exons. Gene Ontology annotation, biological process: protein phosphorylation. The coding region runs from base 524 to 1636 and encodes 370 amino acids. Lineage: Eukaryota; Viridiplantae; Streptophyta; Magnoliopsida; Sapindales; Anacardiaceae. Gene Ontology annotation, molecular function: ATP binding; protein kinase activity.